Molecule: messenger RNA, 2536 nt
Organism: Hydra vulgaris (swiftwater hydra)
Lineage: Eukaryota; Metazoa; Cnidaria; Hydrozoa; Anthoathecata; Hydridae
Product: NACHT, LRR and PYD domains-containing protein 3-like
Cellular component (GO): cytoplasm
Source: RefSeq, a predicted model, not a curated record
AAAUAUAUCAGGAAAUAAACGCCACAGUGGUUUAUAAUUUCUUUUCCAAUCACUUUCAAGGCUGCAACAAGUUAGUUUUUUUAUAAAAACUAACUUGACUGCAACAAUAUAAAUGGAUGGAGUCUUACAAAAUCAAGAAUUUUAAAUUGAGUUGUCAGUACUACUUGAUCAAGAUUGAUUUAGGAUUGGUAUUUUCUUAAAUGUCUCAAAAGAUAGUUUAGAAUCAAUUAAAAGUGAUUCUAUAAAUUUUCGAAAACAAGAAGACAAAGCAUAUGAAAUGAUAAAAAAAUGGUUCAAUAUAGAUGAAAAUCCAACGUUAAAUAAAUUAAAAAUUGCCAUAUUAAAAAUUCCAAAAAAAGAUUUAUGGAAGAAGGUGGAGGAUCUUGCAAAGAUUUCAAGUUCACCAAACAAAGAUUCCAAUAUUUCUUUCAAAAAAGAAUUGUCACCGAUGUCAGCUGAACUAAAAAAAUUUUAUCUUGAAUAUUAUGGGAAAAUUGAUGAACUUGAACCUCUGUUAAAAACAUCUGCAAAUGUUGAUCUAAUACAAAAAUUUGUUGAUCUAUGUAUUGUUGAUUCCGUGACCGCUCAAAAAAAUGCUGUUUUUAGUGUUGAACGAGAGGAAUUUCUUCAAAAGCAAAUGCGUUAUACACCAAUUCCAUAUAGUGAAAUAUUUACGAAAGAAAAAUCUGUAUUAUUAAUAUCUGGAAUAGCUGGUAUUGGGAAAACAUGGUUGCUUAGAAAAUGUUUACUUGAUUGGUUAAAUAAUUUAAUUUGGAAAAAUGUUAAACUUGUUUUUUAUUUGGAAUGCAGGAGACUCAAUCAAUAUCCAAAUAUUUCAGAUAUUAAUGAAUUACUAAUUGUUUUCUACAAAGAUAUUGUAAAUGUUUUCUACAAAGAUAUUGUAAAUGACUUUAAAUUAAGUAGUCAUACUACAAUGUUUAUAGUUGAUGGAUUAGAUGAGAUUCAAUAUUUCGAUGAGUUAUUAAAUCCAAAUUUUACUUCUUAUCCAAUUGUUAAUGCUUUCGCAGAAAUUACAAAAUACAAACAUGUCGUUGAUGGAUUAGAUGAGUUUAAUUAUUUUAAUGAGUUACCAAAUCCAAGAUUGACUCCCAUUGUUAAAGUUUUACGAGAUAUUAAAAAAUACAAACACAUAAUUGCUGGUAGAGUUUAUGCGAUUGAUCAAUACCAAAGUAUAUCUACAGAACAAAGCAAUAAGUUAACCAUUCAAAUAAUGGGAUUUAAUGAAAAUGGAAUAAAUAAUUAUAUAGAAAGUCAUGUUAUGGAAGAAAAAAAAGAAGUUGUAAAAACAACUUUGGCAGAAUCUCCUAUUGCAAAAGCCAUGGCCUCUGUUCCAUUUUAUUUAUCUUCAAUGUGUAAAAUUAUUAGUGAUGUAGAAAUAAUAAAUAAAAAUUCCCUCUUAACGAUGACAGAUUUGUAUGCAAAUAUUUUUUUAUACUUUUUGCGCCAACACAUUUUCAAAAACAAUAAAUUGAUAUAUAAGAUAAUGGAAGAUAAUACUAAUAAAAAAUAUAUUUUAAAUAUUUGUAAAAUUGCAUAUAAUUUGUUUCUUCAAAAUAAAAUAAUUUUUUCCAAUGAAGAGUUUCAAGAUUUUCUCAGUGAUAAAAAUGAAGGUGAUUUUUUUGGAUUUAUAGAAAGGAUUGAAACAGAUUUGGGUUGUUACUAUCAGUUUGCCCAUUUGACAAUAAUGGAGUUUUGUGCAUCUGUAUAUGCAUCUGUAUAUAAUUGUUUAAGUGGUGAUGAGAUUAUGACCAAUACGAGGCUGAAAACUUGUUUAUCAAUGAUUUGUGGAUUAGCCAUUAAAAACCAAAAAAGUUUAAUAAAGUUUCUUUUUAACUUAAAUCCUUCGAAAAAGUCAAAUAAAGAACCAUCACUUUUGUGUUCUAUUUUAGAUCGUCUAUCUAAAAGUAUUAAAAAUUAUUCUGCUGAUGAUUUCAAUUUUUUCUACGAAUGUUUUUACGAAAGUCAACCGUCAUUCACUGAUGAAAUAAAAUCAAUUGUUGAUGAACAAAAUAAACGAAAGCUUGGUGGUGGUUGGGAGAUUUCGAUUAACGAUAGAAAAACUUCUUACGCAACUUCUUGCGAUAAUUAUUUCGUAAAUUAUUACAUAAAAUCUGGAAGAAAGUUAAUGUGGUUAUAUGUUUAUAAAAGUAUUUUAAGUGAUGAAGAAAAAAAUCUUUUAAUUCGAUGUUCAACUAAUGUUUGCAAAGUCUGUUUUGAUCGUCCAAUUAAUUUCGAAGGAUGGAAACCGAAAGAUAAGAUUAAAAAGUUGUGGAUAUUGAUUUCACGUUAUUUAAUAACAAAAAAAGGUUUUGAAGAAAACUUUCUUCCUUGGAUUAAUCUUUGUGAAGAAUAUUUAGAUCUUCAACUUCACGACGACAUUGAUUUCAUUAAAGAUAUUUGUGAAUGGAUUCGUUGUUCGAACAUCAAGAAGUUUGUGAUCGAGUACCGUGGAAAAAAAAUUUAUAACCUCGAUGAAUUAACUUUAUAACGCGGGAAAAUGUUUAAUAUUUUGAAU